AUGUCGCUGAAUGGUCUGGAUGAUGCGACGGUCAAGGAAGCCUACGAUGCUGCGAUAGCUGAGCCCGGAGGAUGGUUCCUGCUCAAGUACGUCAGUCGCGAUGAGGUCCAGGUCCUAGCCAAGGGCAACGGUGGCACCGUUGAAAUGCGCAACAACAUUGCCCAGUACGAGGAGACGUCGCCUUUGUUCGGUCUCCUGCGAUACCGUCGCAGGAAUGUGAUCAUCAAAUACCUGCCCGAGGGCUGCUCCCGAUUGAUCCAAGCACGACUCGCCGUCCACUUCAAUGCGGUCUGCGAGCGCUUCGCCCCAUACGACACGACCUUCGACAUUGCCGAGGCCAAGGAACUGAAGGACACCAAGCUAUCGGCGGCUUGCUCCCUGCACACCGCGUCCGAGUCUACGUCAUCCUCCACAAGCUCCCUUCGGCGAAGAAGGUUAAUGGAAAUAGCAGAAGAGGAGGAAGGCGAACAGAGAACAGCCAAGAGACAGUCCACAGUGGAAGAGGAGGAGGAUCAUCAGUCAGAAGUCGACCCGACCGAGUCUCGGCCGCGCUCGCCUAUCACCGGUCCACCCGUUACCCUCGAUCCACAACUCGCUGCUUCGCCAGAAGCAUCACAGUUCGCUGGCAGCACAGAACCUCCCUCCUUUAUUGGCGUGCCGCGGCCGGCCUCCCCGGCCAAGUCCUUCGAAACUGAUACAGGCCGGCGCUUGUCAUCGCAAUCUUCACGGCAGGAUUACUACAGCUCCUAUUAUAAUAAACCAAGAGUGAAGCUUGGACCGCGCCCCUCACUCGACCCGGCUGGCAAGCAAGGCAGCUCCAGCUCUGUCCGCCCGGUUGCGUCCAUGCCCGCGAGUCUCAAAUUGUCUUUUAAGGGAGCGAAGAGGACUAAGACGCAGGACGACUCGUCAUCUGUAAUCAGUGAGGAGCCCGGAGAUAACACAUUCCUCAACCCAUCGAUACCCAUCCCCGAGGAUCCUUCCCUUCUCCAGGCACUGCGACCACGCACCAGUGGCGGAAGGCCGUCCACCAGCUCUGGUGUGUCAGUCAAGUCACUGCCGUCGAUAUCAGCUCCUUCCAGAAGUACAAUGACACCCGAGAAACUCCGUCUUAUGAAGGCCAUGCAGUUACGGGAAAAGAAGAAGAGGGCAAGCGAGCAAACGCCCCAAGUGCCUUCAGUCCAGGUGACAGCCGACCCUGAGGAGUCCAAGGUCGCAGCCGAAGACAGCGAACCCCGAGUCGAAACCCAGACUCCUGCAGAGAAUGACCAGGCCGUGGAUCAUCUGUCCCUCACCAAGGUCGAAUCUGAGGGUGACAACGUUUCUACCAUCCCAACAGACCAUGCCUCGGUGCGCACGCAAACGGAUUCUCGGCCACCCUCGCCAAUCUGUGCUUCCUCUGAAGUCGGCGACUCGACCAAGGCGUCAUCCGUGUCAGACUCUACGGAAGAAACAAUCCAGGGCCAGGGAGACAAAAUCGGACAAGAACAUGAUGAAAAGAGCGCACAGCUAGUUGACACGCUGAAGCAAGAUGACGCACGGCCAGACGAAACCCCUGCUGCCGGCCCAGACGAUGCUGUGAUCGAGAACGGCCCGGGGGUCGAGGGACAAGAGGUGUCCCAAGCGCCACUGACUCAGACGGAGCAGCAGCCCGACACAGAAGGUGCCCAAAGGGAGGUGGAAGAGAAACCAACACUUGUUCAGAAAGACCUGCCUGCUGAACAUCGUUUUAUCCCAACUUCCAAAUUCGCUAAAGCGAUGAACGGCCAGGCCGUCGUGGAGCCCAUGGAGCCGGACCCACAAGAGGUUACAUCUGUACCUGGAAGGAUUGAUGAGGUGGGCCCUACCCCUGUGGACCCUGCCGAGAGGACACAAGACGGAUCAGCCGCAUCACCGCCCAAAUGGAACCUCCCAAUUUCAAAGUACUCAACCCAUGAUUCCAGCAAGACUCUCGCUCCCUCCCCCAUCCCAGCCAUUGUGACUUCCUCGACCGACACGCCUGAUGGAGACCACCAGGACCUAGCCAAUGCAGCAGACACAAUGGAAGCCGAGAGCGCUUCUAGCGAGAAGCGGUCGAAGAGACCUGAUCCCAUCAACACGGCCUUGGAUCUCCCCGACAAGCAGUCAGUACAGGAAAAUGAACAGCCCAUAGCCGAGCCGCAGUCCGCGACCACUCAGGAGGCCAAGCCAGUCGUGAUCGCUUCCCCAGUCGCCUCUCCGGUCACCGCCACUUCAACAGGUCAGCCCAGCGAACCACCGACACCGCGCAUUAUGCGGACCGUAUCGAGCCCGAUCCGGAGCCCACAAUUGCCGACCCCUGGUGCAGCACCCCCGUCCGCGAGGUCCGUCUCACAGGGCGCGGCAUUCCACUCGAGGAUGAACCAGCAGUCAGCCUCUCACCUAGGGCCCCGGCCGCCUGGUAAGCUCUCCGGUGGACUCGCAUCGCGGAUCAAGGCCUUUGAGCAGCUGGCGAAUAAGCCUCCCUCACCUGGUCUGCCCGUCGUGCCUGUCAAGGAUCGACCGUCUUCAGCCUUCUUUUCAGUCCGCAGGAACAGCGUCAGAGAUGGUGCUCAAUCGCCUCUGGCGCUCGAGAGAGCGAACUCUGUCAGGGGCAGAUCGCCAGGUAACUCGCUUGAAACAUCUCCAGAGGCUAUCAUCAAACCUUCACGGGAACGUUCUGGGUCUGUUGCCAGUCGCUUGUCGGUAUUCGAAGGCGGCAAUGCACCAAGGGGAAGGCCUGAAUCGAUCUCUGUGACGGCCAGGAUUGUUCGCGAUCCUCCAACUCUUACGAGGCCACAGGAGACUCAAAAUGACUAUGACACCAGCCCUUUGGAGCUCAGGCAAUCACCGCUGAUAGUUGACCAUCGCAAGGCUACAGAGACCCCAGAAUUAGAGCCCGUUCCGGACGCUGCACCGCCUGUGCCAACGCCUCUUAUUCAUGCAGGGGAACCUCAGCCACGCAAAUCACUCCAGGAGCGGCGAUUGUCCAAAGCCGGAUCGGUGGCUGCCGGUGAUGAAUCUCGAGAUGGUCAUCGACCAGGGCAACGCACGUCUUUGACAAUGGCCAGGGACUUCCUGCGGGACUCAAUGGUUGGUAGGGACGCUGCGAGCACCCCCCGACCUAUGUCGAUGCACCAGCAUCAUACCUCCCUUAUGGGUCGUCUGAGCAUCAGCUCGAAGCGCACGUCUUUUGGCCCCGAUUCUGCGACCUCGCCGGUGAAGCCUCUAUCACCAAUGUCAACGGGUGAGUUGAGUGAAUCCGGUGAAGACAAGAAAACGAAGGAGGGGAACCGAGCAAGCCGCUUCAUGCGACGUCUGUCCAGCUCAUUGAGCCCGCGCAAACAGUCGACUCCGACGAUUUCUCCCACCCUGGCUGAAGAAAACGUCACUGACGUUGAACAAGCUAUACCGCCUAGGGCCAUGACUGCACCUUCGAUCCCCAGCACGGCCCCUCUUGUUGCCUCUCUGGGCGACGUCAACGUGCAGUUUCCCGACAACCUUCUUUGGAAGAGGCGGACAGUAUCGCUAGACACGAUCGGCUACCUACUCCUCAGCGCUGUGCAGGGUGUCACCUCGAUUCGUGAGAAGCAACUUAAGCGGUAUCACCUGAGCGAGUUCAAAGCACCCUACGCGCCCGAGAUCGAGUUCCAAGAGCUUCCCAACAGCGUGUGCCUGGAUUUUAUCGAUGGGUCCAGCCUGCAGAUUGCCUUCCAAGACCGUGCCGGACAGCUCCAUGGCCUGCACACACUCCAAGAUAACCACCGAAGGCACACCUCUUCCGCUUCAUAA
Molecule: messenger RNA, 3786 nt
Organism: Diaporthe amygdali
Lineage: Eukaryota; Fungi; Ascomycota; Sordariomycetes; Diaporthales; Diaporthaceae
Exons: 4
Coding region: 1-3786 (1261 amino acids)
Source: RefSeq, a predicted model, not a curated record